UUGCGUGAAACCACGAGCGCGACUGUUCGUAAUGCGACUAUUCUUCUUGUCUCUUCUCUGGCCAAUCCUAUCACUUGCUGCGUCAGAGGAACAGGUGCCCUUAACGAACCCGCUGCAGGAUAUGUCCGAAACAUAUACACCUGCUACUAGCUCAAAGCCCACCUUGGCUGACCUGUUGACCAUUGAGCCUUCCGUGUCAAUCUUCUACUCCUAUGCCAGGGAAGUUGAGUUGAACGAACUCUUCGGAAAUGUCGAUGCCAAGAGCACAGUCCUCGUACCGACCAACAAGGCCGUGAUGGCGCUCGCGAGAAAACCUCACCAGGAUCCUGAACCUUCAGACACGGGCGUGAUUAUUUCUGAGGAGGAAUUUGAUGCUUUGUCCAAGAAGAAUGUAGAACGGUGGGUGUCUGCUCACAUCAUACCGGAGCUCCUCACUACGUUGGAGUCCAGGAGCUAUGAUACACUUCUUGAGGGAAAGUCUGUCACCUUCAAACAACUUGACGCUACGGCUACGCCGGAUUGGGCCGGAUUUGUAGUCAACGAUGACGUUCAUAUUAUUGCCAUGAAGGAGGCUCUUAACGGUGUACUCUAUAUCAUUGACGGCACGGUCAAAAUUGACUGAGUCUCGAUGUUAUCUUUGCCCUCAUUUUGUACUACUACCAAGCUUGGCUUUAUAUGUUUUCCAAUCUGCCCGCUCUUUGCAAUGUUUUUUUGGUUCCGUGGUUUGAAACCUAAGGAGAUUCCAUUUGGUUUGCCCUCACUGUAUAAUCUACAAGAUUGCCCUCCUCGAAGGCGCUCAAAUCUUUGAAUGGUUCGUGUUUGCAUC
This is a messenger RNA of Somion occarium, 826 nucleotides long. NCBI's taxonomy places the organism in Eukaryota, Fungi, Basidiomycota, Agaricomycetes, Polyporales, Cerrenaceae. The record is from the annotation of a GenBank genome assembly.